Molecule: messenger RNA, 2460 nt
Organism: Musca domestica (house fly)
Lineage: Eukaryota; Metazoa; Arthropoda; Insecta; Diptera; Muscidae
Gene: Ir92a
Exons: 10
Coding region: 117-2330 (737 amino acids)
Cellular component (GO): membrane
Molecular function (GO): ligand-gated monoatomic ion channel activity
Source: RefSeq, a predicted model, not a curated record
UUGAAAGACGUUGGAAAAAGUCCCAAUUGCAUUGGCAGCGAUUCUUUGGCGAAAUAAUCAAAUACAACUUCGAAAAUACACAGACGCAAAACGUCCUCAAGCAACGAAGGAGUAAAAUGUUGUUGCAACCGCCAGUGGCUACAACAUCAGCUCUAAUACGAUUUUUAAUUGCUUCUUAUUUCGCAAAUUUAACUUCGGUUUUGAUUGUAUACGAUGGUGAGGCCACAGUCCAAGGCAAAUGCUCAUUGCAGCAGGAGUAUCUGGAUGCAGUGCAACAAGCAUUCGACAAUCAAUCUCAGCACGGUAACAUUAUUGGUUUGCAAUGGAUCAAUGUAAAAUUGUUUAGGGAUAUACAGGAGCCGGGGGAGGAGGACAAUUGGGCAGAUCAAGAAUUUAAAGAACAUAUACUCAAGGCGGUUGAUAUUGCUACUGAGGGGUUUAUUACAAUUCUAACAAACACUUCAAGUUUUCUGCAUGCCCGCUACUUUGCCACCCGUUAUGCAAGAUUACGCCUCAAGGAUAAAAUCUAUUUGUUUUUGUGUGAAAACGAAGACCCUGCAGAGUUGCUAGCCUCGGAACUUUUACAGUUUUAUCCGCAUCACUUGAUGGUUACGCCAACAAUUGAAAAUUUUGCUAACGACAACACCACUUAUGCCAAUGGACAACAAGCGAACGGCAACUGCAUGCAACCAACGACACAACAACAAAAAGAACGAACAUCAAUAACGACAAGACGACAAACUUGCGACAGUUGCACGACUAAAGAAAUACCAACAAACUUUACCAUGGCAACGGCUAGUGAAUUUUAUCCCGAAUCCAUGUGGCCCGCAACUUCAUUGGCAAACCAUAAAACCCGUAACACAAACAACGACAUCAAUUUUGAAUUGUGGACACAGAAAUAUGUUGGAGCCGAGGGCAAUUUAGAUGCCAUGCAUCUCGAUACGUUCCAGGCCGAGAAUAUGGCAUUUGCCAAAAACGUUGAACUUUAUCCGAAUAAACUAAGAGACCUGCAGGAACGUGUAAUGAGAGCCAGUUCACUAACAUAUCUUCCGUAUGUUAAAACUGAUUAUGUGAAUCCUGGAGAAGGUAAUGUUGAUGCCAUCGACUCACAUGGUCCCAAUAAAACCGUAUCAUUUCUUGGCUCUGAAGCGGAUUUAUUGCGGUCAUUUUGUGAAACACAUAAUUGUCGCAUUCGAAUGCAGCCAUAUGGACUCGAUUUUUGGGGUGCGGUUUUUGAUAAUGGUUCUUCGGAUGGUGCUGUCAGCGAUAUAUAUGAACAACGAUCUGAGGUGAUGAUUGGUUGUUUGUACAACUGGUAUCCUGAAAUAUGGGAAAUAUCACAAUUCAUUGCAAAGUCAGCGGUGACGGUGUUGGGACCAGGGCCAACGCAAUUUCCUCGUUGGCGUACCAAUAUAAUGCCAUUUUCAACGGAACUUUGGAUUUGCCUAAUUCCAACUUUGGUUCUGUGUUCUCUGUUGUUUCAUUUUGUCAAGUAUACCGGCUAUAGUUGCAUGAAAGGCGGAAGAAGCCGGAAAAGGCAUGGUCUCAAAAGUUUCGAAAAAGCCAUGCUGGAGGUUUUUGCUGUGUUUAUACAACAACCUUCUGUGGAUACAGUUCUUAAGCGUACCGCAAGUCGUGUCUUCUUGGCAUUUCUGCUGUGUGCAACCAUCACCCUGGAAAACACCUACAGUGGCCAAUUGAAAUCGAUUCUAACCAGUCCACUUUUUUACGAACCCAUCGACACUGUCGAGAAGUGGUCGGCCACCGAUUGGAAAUGGGCAGCACCCUCUAUAGUUUGGGUAGAAACGAUCUUGGGAUCGAACAUAACCAAGGAACAACGUAUGGCUGCCAGUUUUGAGAUACGCGAUCAUGAUUACAUGUACAAUGCUAGAUUUCGGAAUGAUUAUGGUUUUGGGGUGGAACGUCUAUAUAGUGGCUUCUUGAAUGUUGGCAAAUACAUAACAAUACCGGCGGUGGAAUCGAAAGUUAUAUUAAAGGACGAUAUAUACAUAGAUUGGACGCGUGCUGCUUCUAUAAGAGGUUGGCCUCUAAUGCCCGUUUUGGAUCAACAUAUUAUAUUUUGUCUUGAAACAGGACUAUACAUACAUUGGGAGAGACUCGCCAAUUAUCGUUUUAUGGAUCGCAAAUUACAAGAUGUCCUAGUGAAAAUUGCCUCAAAUGAGAAACCAAAAUCACCACCACAAAAGCUUUCCAUCGAUCACAUAUCGGGGCCAUUAUUUAUUCUGCUGUUCGGCUAUUUGACAGCAUUCGUAGUAUUUGUAAUGGAGGUUAUUUCCAGUCAUUUAAAGAAGCAGUUGAACAAAAUUUAAAUGAUUCACACCUUUCUCAGCUUGGAUAAUAUGAAAAACCUUAUUUUUGGAACACAAAAAAUAGUUUUCACAUAAAUAUAUUAGAAAUAUUCUUUUCAAGAAAGCCGUCACUGUAGAAAUCACAAAAUAA